ACUUCAGUAUAGAUCUCGUCAUGAACAUAACUAAUGUACGUAAGGGGAAUAUGUCUAACUUAUUAUUUCUCGGAAUUUUGAUACUGUCGUCCUGCGUCAAUGCGGGUGGAACGCCAGACUAUGGUAAAGCUAUGGAGAUGUUGAGAAAUAUGGCAAACAGCGAUCACGCCAGAAUGACAAGAACUACGUUAAUCACUGAGCUGUUUGAGGGUCUUCUUGGAUCGUCACAAACGUACAUCAAUAGACUCAAGGAUGCUUUGUCAGUGGAUAUGACUGAAGUGUCGGGAGAAAACUUUAAUAUUUCCGAAGAUUGUUUGAAUGAUGCAAAGCAAGUUAUUAUUGGUUUAGAAAGGAAGGAGCAAUGGGCCAUACAAAUGCUCGACGCCAUGGCCAAGCCUCCCAGUGACAUUCUGAGCGGUAACCUGUAUUGGACAGGAGGUUAUGAGGAGUGUCUGGCCGUGGAAGGUACGGCGUUUGUUAAUAUGACCAGUAAUAAUGGGCCGCGGUACCAGAUAAACGCCAGACAGUGUCUCGGGGUCCUACAACUGGUAAGUCGAACACAUCUACAGGAUACAACCAUUCUUAUGCUUUACGUAUUAAUGGGAAACUCGGGGCGGUACAUUGGAUUUUGUGUGCCAAAAAGAUGUAGUGUGGAGGACGCUAACAGGCUUGUUAACACAGCGUUUUCCGUGUUCUCCGACACCUAUCGGAUCACUGGUAUGGUCUGUCCCGAGGUGGAAACUGAGUAUGACACAAAAGCCAUCAUCAGCUUAUUGAUUUGCAGUAUCAUCGGUCUUAUGAUGGUAAUUGGAACCGGAUAUGACGUAAUAAUCGUAAGACGUACGCAAAAAGAAGGGAAUAAUAAUAUCAGCCCUAACUCUCAUACGACAGUUGAUAACACAGGGGCUUCUCUAAACGAGAGUACCAGUCUUCUGAUUAAAUCAAAGUCUGAUAAGGCGAAGGAGAGAGAUCAAGGCAUUCUUGUUAAAAUCAUAAUGGCGUUCUCGGUGAUGUCUAACGGAGAGAAGAUUCUAAGUACCGCUCAGGGCGAGGGCAGUCUGACCGCUCUAAACGGCAUGAGGUUCCUCAGUAUAUCCUGGGUUAUACUCGGCCAUUGUUUUAUGUUUGCGCUGACCUCGCCUACAAGUAAGGAUGACUUAUUUCAUAGGAUAUUCGGGGCGACGCGAAUUUCUAAAACCGGAUACAGGACAGUUCCUUUGUAUUCUGAUUAUUUGUAUUUCUAG
Molecule: messenger RNA, 1244 nt
Organism: Pecten maximus
Lineage: Eukaryota; Metazoa; Mollusca; Bivalvia; Pectinida; Pectinidae
Product: nose resistant to fluoxetine protein 6-like
Exons: 6
Coding region: 21-1244 (407 amino acids)
Source: RefSeq, a predicted model, not a curated record